Messenger RNA from Hippoglossus stenolepis (Pacific halibut), 1447 nucleotides. RefSeq names its product protein O-mannose kinase (gene pomk). Lineage: Eukaryota; Metazoa; Chordata; Actinopteri; Pleuronectiformes; Pleuronectidae. Gene Ontology annotation, biological process: carbohydrate phosphorylation; protein O-linked glycosylation; protein phosphorylation. Bases 133 to 1173 code for a protein of 346 amino acids. Gene Ontology annotation, molecular function: carbohydrate kinase activity; protein kinase activity; ATP binding. The record is from RefSeq and is a predicted model, not a curated record. The transcript has 3 exons. Gene Ontology annotation, cellular component: endoplasmic reticulum membrane.
GACCGGAAGUUGUAUUGUAGUUCCGGAGGCUAACGGAGAUCAUGCUAACCUGAUGCUAACAGGGGACAGGUGUUGUGACGAGGUGUCUCCCGGGUGUUGUUGCCAUGUGAACCGGUGGUUGCGCAGAGCAUCAUGGGGCGCAGCAGCAGUCGUACUCUCUCCCACGGCGUUCCAGUGGCGGCUGUGUGCCUCGCUGCCUUGCUCAUGAGCAACGUCUUGAUCUACCUUUAUCUGGAGUCAGUGUAUCAGACCGAUGAACUGCUGGCGCCCUCUCAUGGCGGCUGUUUGCCUCGACACUUUAAGAUGGUGUUGAUGAAGAACUGCACUCCGUGGCUCCAGUGUUCACAGAUAAGAGCAGAAGUCCGCAAGCUGAAGCUGAUUGGCCAGGGAGCUGUGAAGAAGGUCUUUCUGGCUGAGUGGAGAGCCCAGAAGGUGGCGCUGUCCAAACUGUCCUCUCUGGAUUACCUGGAGGAUUUUCUCCAUGGACUGUCCAUGCUACAGGCUCUGCAGGGCCCCCAGGUGGUGCAGUUGGUGGGAUUUUGCCUUGAAGACCACACCCUGGUCACAGAGCACCAACCGCUCGGCUCCUUGCUCAACUUGGACGCUGUUUUUGCACAAGAGCAGCACCAGCAACACAACACGUGGCAAACACGACUGAGGCUGGCGACGGACUACGUCUCCAUCCUCCAUUACCUCCACAACAGCCCGGCCGGGCGGCGGGUCAUGUGCGACUCCAACAGCCUCGAGAAAACGCUCUCCCAGUUGCUGCUGACGAGCGACUUUCACCUGGUGGUCAACGAUCUGGACGCGCUGCCUGAGGUGGACCAAUCCAGAGGCACGUUGGUGAGAUGUGGCCACAGAGAGCUCACAGGGGACUUUGUAGCUCCGGAGCAGCUUUGGCCAUUCGUGAACGAGGAGAAGCCAUUUUCCGACGAGCUCAUGCCCGGGUACGACGAGAAGACGGAUAUCUGGAAGAUCCCUGACGUGACAUGGUUCCUGAUGGGGAGAGUUCCCGGAGGAGAUUUAGUCCACUUCCAUCUCUUUCAGAUCCACGAGGAGUGUAAGAAGACGGACCCCAGGCUGCGGCCCUCGGCUCAGGACGUUUUAAAGGUGUACAGAUCAGUCUACAGCAGCAUGGUCCGAGACGCUGCUGGAAUCAGAGACAUGCUGUAGAAGAAUGACUCUGAAAACUAGAGAUCAGCUCGACGACCAUCCACAUGUCGACUUUCUGACCCACAUGGUCUCAACGUUUUUGUCUUUGAUGAGAUUUGGUCCCUGAGAUGUCGUCUGACCCUCAAGGAUUCAGGACUCAUUAAAUCCUCUUUAACUCAGCACCAGCUGUAAAGGUUUGGGACUCAGACUCACAGCCACUGACAUACAUGAAUGUUCAAGCUACAGUUUGACAGUGUUGCAGUUUUAAUAAAAACUGUUUUGUUACUUGAAAAAA